Molecule: messenger RNA, 4071 nt
Organism: Colletotrichum orchidophilum
Lineage: Eukaryota; Fungi; Ascomycota; Sordariomycetes; Glomerellales; Glomerellaceae
Product: multidrug resistance protein CDR1
Exons: 10
Coding region: 1-4071 (1356 amino acids)
Biological process (GO): transmembrane transport
Cellular component (GO): membrane
Molecular function (GO): ATP hydrolysis activity; ATP binding; ABC-type transporter activity
Source: RefSeq, a predicted model, not a curated record
AUGACUCCAACACCAAUCUACGACAGCGAUCGAACCGUCCAGGUUGACGAAAGCUCUCAAGAAUCUGGUCAGCAUCAGCAAGGGUUGACUGUUGCAUUCCGGGAUGUGAGCAUCAGAGUUCACGGACUGGGAGAAGACUUUGGUUCCACUUGUUUGUCUGUUCUGGCCGACUUGUUUCCCUUCGCCAAAAGCAAGACUUCUCCAAGACAUAUCCUUCAUGAUGUAACCGGUCAAGUACAGCCAGGGGAGAUGCUACUGGUUCUCGGGCGACCAGGAUCGGGCUGCACGUCUCUCCUGAAAGUCAUAUCAAACCAACGAAACGAGUUCCAUCAUGUGAGCGGCGACGUACGAUAUGGCAACCUUGGCCACAAAGGAGCGCAACAAUUUCGGAAUCAAGUGGUCAUGAACACCGAAGAUGACCUUCACUUCCCGACGUUGGAAGUGAAGCAAACGAUUGACUUUGCGACGUCUAACAAGCUACCGGGUUCACGGCCAGAUUCAACCGUCACUGCCAAAGAAUACUUGUCUCAGAAGACCGAUGCGAUUCUGAAUUCCUUAGCAAUUGGUCACACGAAGAACACCAUGGUCGGGGAUGAAGUCACUCGCGGUGUAUCAGGUGGCGAGAGGAAGCGAGUCUCCAUCGCUGAAGUCAUGGCUACGCAGGCCCCCGUGCAAUGCUGGGACAACUCGACUCGAGGUUUAGACGCCAGCAACGCUUUGGACUUUGUGCGCGUCUUGCGCACGAUGGCCGACGAGGAGCGCAAGUCUAUUGUUGCCACUCUUUAUCAGGCUGGCAACGGCAUCUACGAUCUCUUUGACAAGGUGCUCGUGCUAGCCGAAGGGAGAGAGAUCUAUUACGGUCCCACGUCCGAGGCUAAGCAGUACUUCGAGAACAUGGGGUUUGAAUGCACGCCGGGAGCCAACAUUUCUGAUUUUCUCACGUCGGUUUCGGUCCCCACAGAGCGUCAGAUACGCCCUGGGUAUGAAGACAAGAUUCCAACGAGCCCAGCAGACUUUGAAGAUGCGUACAAGUCCAGCCCACUCUUUGACCGCAUGACACAACAGAUGAAUGCAGUGUCAGAAAAGUCUCUGUCCGAUGAAGUGGAGAGUCUCCUGCGAGUUCGCGACGCAGAGAAGAAUCGAUCUUUACCGUUUCUAUCCCGCCAAAGCAGCCCCUACCAGGUUUCCUUCAUGAGCCAGAUUACGACUUGUAUCAGGAGACAGUGUCAGAUCAUUUGGGGAGAUCGAUGGUCGACCGCACUGCAGAUUGCUUCGGCACUCAUCAUGGCGUUAGUCACCGGCAGUCUAUUCUACGACCUCCCUUCCGAUAGCACCUCCAUUUUCACUCGACCAGGCGCCCUCUUCUUCCCAAUCCAACUUUUCGCCAUGAACAAGAUGUCUGAGACCACAGCAUCAUUUAUGGGACGACGGAUCAUCUCAAGACACAAACGGCUUGCGUUCAAUCGACCGGCAGCUUACGCCCUUGCGUGCACGGCAACUGAUAUCCCGCUUGUCAUCGUCAUGUAUUCUCUGUUCCAAUUGGUCUACUACUUCAUGGUUGAUUUACAACGCGAAGCUGGCCACUUCUUCACAAACUGGUUCAUGCUUGUUCUGUGUACGUUGUGCUUUGCCUCCCUGUUCCGCAUGAUCGGGGCUUGGUGUAAGCAUUUCGGCCUGGCUUCACAAAUCACUGGGUGGAUGACAAUGGUGUACAUGGUCUAUGCAGGCAAGUUGGGACUAUUCCAGUGGUCCAUUAUGGCCGAGGAAAUGGGGGAUCUCACUCUGAAUUGCGUUGAGCCUCAACUUAUUCCCUUCGGAUCCACCUACGACAGCAGCCAGUAUCGCAGCUGCACAGUCAGGGGAUCUGUAUCAGGGUCGACACUCAUCGACGGCGAAACCUACAUGAACUCUCAGUACGCAGUCUACAAAGCACACAUCUGGCGCAAUGCAGGGAUUCUUAUCGGAUUCUGGAUCUUCCUAGCGUUCAUGACUGCGGUUGGAUUCGAGAUCAAUUUGCACUCCGAUUCCGGCUCAAAAGUCUUGUUCGACCGCCGGAGCCGACAGAAGGAGGCAGCCACAAAGGAAGACACGGAAAAGGCGGAUGAAUCAGCUGCUGCCCAUGACGUGUCCUACAUGUCCUUGAGCAAGACAGUCUUUACCUUCAAGGACAUUAGCUAUUUUGUUCGUCACGAAGGAAAGGACUUGCAACUUCUUCGCGGAGUCUCUGGAUACGUCAAGCCAGGCCAGCUGGUCGCACUCAUGGGAAGCUCCGGUGCGGGCAAGACGACUUUGAUGGACGUCCUGGCGCAGAGGAAAGACAGCGGAAGGAUCGAAGGCAGCAUCAUGGUCAACGGCAAGCCGCAAGGUAUCAGCUUCCAGCGCACGACGGGCUACUGUGAGCAAAACGACGUUCACGAACCUACUUCUACGGUCUGGGAGAGCCUUUUGUUUUCUGCGAGACUGCGACAGAGCCACAAGAUUCCGGAUGAGGAGAAGCAAGACUACGUCCGAGGCAUCAUGGAGCUGCUUGAGCUGACGCCUUUACAGCACGCCAUAGUUGGAACCCCUGGCUCAGGCCUCUCCAUCGAACAGCGGAAGCGUCUUACACUCGCAACUGAACUUGUCGCGAAGCCUUCGCUGCUGUUCCUCGACGAACCGACUUCCGGCCUGGACGGGCAGUCCGCCUACGAAAUCUGUCGCUUUAUGCGCAGGCUCGCAGCAUCUGGACAGACCAUCAUUUGCACCAUUCACCAGCCUUCUGCCACUCUCUUUGAUGCCUUUGACGUCCUCCUGCUUUUGGCCCGCGGGGGCCGUACAACCUACUUUGGACCGACUGGCAAGAACUCAGCCACGGUGAUUGACUACUUUGCCCGCAACGGCACUGCUUGCCCACCGCAUGCGAACCCUGCGGAGCACAUUGUUGAUGUGGUCCAAGGACGCUUCGGAACGGAAAUCGACUGGCCGCAGACUUGGCUGGACUCCCCGGAGAGACAAGCGGCCAUUACAGAACUCGAUGCCCUCAACUCCAACCGGGACGAAGGUAAAGACGCACCGCCUUCCACCACGGCCGACGAAGUCAAUGAGGAUCAACUUGCUGGAUUCGCAACACCCGUAUCUUACCAGGUCUAUCUCGUCACGUGCCGACAACUCGUCGCUCUGUGGCGCAACCCGGAUUAUGUCUGGAACAAGAUUGGACUGCACAUCACCAACGGUCUUUUUGGAGGUUUCUCUUACUGGAUGUUGGGUGACGGCACUUUUGACCUCCAACUCCGGCUCAUGGCUGUCUUCAAUUUCGUGUUUGUUGCUCCUGGGUGCAUCAAUCAACUGCAGCCGCUAUUCAUCCAAAACCGCGACGUGUUUGAGACUCGUGAGAAGAAGUCCAAGACGUAUCAUUGGUUUGCUUUUGUGGCAGCUCAACUGCUGUCGGAGAUACCGGUGUUGAUUGUCUGCGGAACUCUUGCGUUUGCGACGUGGUACUUUACGGUUGGCUUCCCUACAGAAGCGAGGAUUUCCGGACAAGUUUACCUUGAGAUGAUUCUUUACGAAUUCUUGUACACUUCGCUGGGGCAGGCUAUUGCCGCAUACAGUCCUAAUGCUUACUUCGCUGCGCUGGCCAACCCUAUCAUCAUUGGCGCCGCUCUCAUCAAUUUCUGCGGUGUCGUCGUUCCCUACUCCCAAAUCACGGCAUUCUGGAGAUACUGGCUCUACUGGCUCGACCCUUUCACCUACCUCAUCCAAGGCAUGCUAGAGCCUGUGGUCUGGGAUGUCGAGGUUCACUGCAAGUCGAACGAACUGACUUACAUUCCGCUCCCGGGCAACAGCACCUGUGGGGAGUACCUUGCCGACUUUCUCUCGUCCGAGCCAGGCUACGUCGUCGACCCCGGAAACAGCACCGUGUGUGCGUACUGCCCAUACAGCACUGGUGCGGACUACAUGAGAACGAUGAACAUCAAUGACUCUAGCUAUGGGUGGAGAGGAGUUGGCAUCACAGCACUUUUCUGCGUUUCAUCCUACGCUCUUGUCUUUUUGAUGAUGAAGUUGAGGACCAAGACUACGAAAACGGCUAACUGA